CAAAAGCAAUAAUUUUUCAAGUUAUUAUUAGAUGGUAGGAAUAUAUGGUGCAGUUGCCCUUGAUAAAAUAAGAACAGCCAUAAAAGGCAAAUUCAAAAAGCCAACAACAUAUGCUCAUCUUUAGUCUGCGGGGUUCCAAAACUGCACAAGUUACUCAAGAUGGGUGAUGUCAAGCUUGCUGUCUUGGGUAGCAAAGGUACAGGAAAAUCAGCUCUUACAGUGAGGUUUCUAACCAAGCGGUUCAUUGGGGAAUAUGCUUCUAAUUUUGAAUCUAUCUAUAAUAAGCAUCUGUGCUUGGAAGGGAAACAAUUGAAUCUGGAAAUAUAUGACUCAUGUUCUCAACCACAGAGAGCAAAAUUCUCCCUGACGGGUGAGCUGCACUGGGCAGAUGGCUUUGUGAUUGUGUACGACAUCAGCGACAGGCCUUCCUUUGCUUUUGCAAAGGGCCUGAUUUACAGAAUUCGGGAGCCACCGACUACUCCCUGUAGAAGGGUGGUGGAACCAGCUGUGGUUUUAGUUGGCAACAAGCAAGACCUCUGCCACGUACGAGAGGUUGGCUGGGAAGAAGGGCAAGAGCUAGCGAUAGAUUUCCACUGCCAAUUCUGUGAACUGUCUGCGGCAGAGCAGUCCCUGGAGGUCGAGGUGACGUUUCUCAGACUCAUCAAAGACAUUCUGAUGAUCUUCAAACACAAGGAGAAGAGGAGACCCAGUGGGUCUAAAUCAGUGGCCAAACUGAUCAGUAAUGUGUUUGGAAAGAGAAGGAAAUCUGUUUAGUAGACAUGUAAUCCAGGGCACUUGGUACAUCAGAGAGUUUCAAACACUUAAAUGACAAUUAAACCUAUGAUUUAUAUAAU
Messenger RNA from Acomys russatus (golden spiny mouse), 854 nucleotides. It is a transcript of the gene Rergl, whose product is annotated as RERG like. The transcript has 5 exons. Bases 160 to 774 code for a protein of 204 amino acids. Gene Ontology annotation, molecular function: GTPase activity; GTP binding. The record is from RefSeq and is a predicted model, not a curated record. NCBI's taxonomy places the organism in Eukaryota, Metazoa, Chordata, Mammalia, Rodentia, Muridae.